Messenger RNA from Phyllotreta striolata, 1147 nucleotides. The record is from the annotation of a GenBank genome assembly. NCBI's taxonomy places the organism in Eukaryota, Metazoa, Arthropoda, Insecta, Coleoptera, Chrysomelidae.
AUGUUUCUGUUUUGUUGCAGGAUAUUAAAACAACCAGGAAAGCUAGUUUUCUAUUUGUUUACUAUCAUGUUUUUGAUUGUGCGGGACUCCCAUGAGUUGGGUCCGUGCUUUCAAAAUUGCUUCGGGCCUGCUACUAGAAUUAAAAUAUACAACGACGUGUCCCAAGGGUAUCUCCACGUGAACGGCACCAGCGUGGUGGCCAAAGGAGAUGGUAUCAUAUACAAAAUUUCGGCCGGGAGAUAUUUCUACCUGUACGACAUGAAAGCGGAGAAGUUUAUCUGUUGGAAAAGGCCGCACAGAACAAAAGGUCUACGUCACAACCACAAUAGAAAACACAAAACGCACGCGUCUUUAGUAGCAAGGAAAGUAAGCAACAUGAAUUGUCAAUUCAUGGAUAAAAUCGACAAAGACACGGCAGGGGGUUACGUGAAUUUGGUGCCGGCGUUCAACAAGAGCCUCAAGAUGAAGUUCAACAUGCACGGUAAGUUCGUGUCGCAGGAGUGCGUGCAGCAGGCGGGGCCCGUCAGGCACCGGAACCGGUGCAUUCAGCAGGCGAAUUUCCUGAUAGAAGUGUACAGCGACGAUGGAUGCAAGUGCCCGGAGGCCCGGAAGCAUUUCUGCCGGUCGAAGUUCAGGAAGAUGAAGGUGUUCGAGAGCAUCUGCAGUCGAUCGAACGAGACCUACGAUUCUUAGGCGAAGCGUUCACGAGUAUUGUUCGGUUUUAGUUUAUUCUUUUUCGUGUAUUAUUUUUUGUGAAUAGGCGGUCAAAGUAUGGUAGAUCGCGGGUUUUCUGCUGGCGGUGUUGAUUUAAACUGCUCCACAAAAGUUAAGGAAGUUCGCAAAUUUUGCGAUUAUUUUAAAAGUUACACACUUUUUGAUCCCCAAAUUUUCAAAUAUGUGAAAUUAAAUGUUUUUUCUCAUGUCAGAGUGGUCAAAAAUCCUGCAACUUUUAAAUUAAUCUCAAUAUUUGUGAACUUCCUUAACUUUUGUGGAGCAGUAUAUUUAUUAGCUCCAAUCUGCUAGAAUGAUCGUACAGUUUAUUCAAUGUUCUAAUAAUUCUUUCUGCGCCCCUGCAAUCUAUCACUAUUUUCAUAAUUAUUUCCAAGUUGUGUAGAACAAUAAUUGUUAUUUUGUGUUUGUUUGAACA